AUAAGAUUGAAUUUUGGUGUUUCUCUUCUCUCUCCCUCUCUCCACAAUCUCUCUCUUGUCUUCGUGCGAGUUGUAUUUGUAAUCCUGGACAGACAACAAACAUACACCACUUCCACUUCCACUUCCACUUUCAUUCCAUGGCCAAGCCAAAGGCACCCAGACGCACUCUAGACUCCUACACACUCAAGCACAUCAACAAAACCAUUAAAGCUGGUGACUGUGUCUUUAUGCGACCUUCCGAUCCAUCCAAGCCUUCCUACGUCGCCAGGAUCGAGCGGAUCGAAUCCGACAGCCGUGGUGCCAACGUCAGGGUCUACAUACGAUGGUAUUACCGCCCGGAGGAGUCGAUCGGCGGCCGCCGGCAGUUUCAUGGCUCUAAAGAGGUCUUCCUUUCUGAUCAUUAUGAUAUACAGAGCGCUGAUACCAUCGAAGCCAAGUGUGUGGUUCACAGUUUCAAGAGUUACACGAAGCUUGACGCUGUUGGAAACGAGGAUUUCUUUUGUCGUUUUGAGUACAAUUCUUCUACUGGUGCUUUCAAUCCCGAUAGAGUCGCCGUGUAUUGCAAAUGCGAGAUGCCUUACAACCCUGAUGACUUGAUGGUUCAAUGUGAAGGCUGCAGUGACUGGUCACAUGUGGAAUGCACCUUGGAGAUUAAUAUAGUGUUUGGAAAAUGGAGAAGCUCAUGGUUUAGGUUUCAUCCUGCUUGUAUAGAAAUGACUGCAGAGGAAGCUAAAAGACUUGAUCACUUCUUUUGUGAGAAUUGUUCCUCUGAAGGUCAAAAGAAACUGCAAAAUUCCCAUGCUACUUCCAGACAAUCAGAUACAAAGGUGGAAACAAAGAGGCGUCGGAGGUGAUAAAGUAAAUAAUGUUGAUAUAGAGUGGAGAAUAUGUUGAUAUAGAGUGGGCAAAGGAGGAACUGGAGUACGAUCUUUUUAACUUGGGUAGGCUUCAAGCAAACACCGAGGCAAAGAUAUUUGCAUAACAAGCUGUACCAUAUUCUGGUUGUGUUUGGUUUUUAUAGUUGUGUUAUGUAGAUCUCUAAUAUUCUGGUUUCUUGUUUAUAAUUUAGGUUUGUGUAUAACCAAAACUACUUUAACUUCAUUGAAAAGCAAAUAGAUACAAGGAUCUUUUUAUGCC
Messenger RNA from Hevea brasiliensis (rubber tree), 1137 nucleotides. RefSeq names its product chromatin remodeling protein SHL. The transcript is spliced from 6 exons. Gene Ontology annotation, molecular function: chromatin binding. Bases 138 to 854 code for a protein of 238 amino acids. The record is from RefSeq and is a predicted model, not a curated record. NCBI's taxonomy places the organism in Eukaryota, Viridiplantae, Streptophyta, Magnoliopsida, Malpighiales, Euphorbiaceae.